AUAUUGUGUGUGUGUGUAUUGUGUGUGUGUGUGUGUAAAUAUUGUGUACAUUGUGUGUAUUGUGUGUAUUGUGUGUAUUACAGGCACAGAGUGGGUGGACCCUGAGGACCCCACAGUGAUCGCUGAGAACGAGCUGCUCGGAGCGGCUGCAGCCAUUGAAGCAGCUGCCAAGAAACUGGAGCAGCUGAGACCCCGAACCAAACCCAAGGAGGCCGAUGAGACGUUGAACUUUGAGGAGCAGAUCCUUGAAGCAGCGAAGUCGAUCGCAGCAGCAACCAGCGCUCUGGUUAAAGCUGCUUCAGCCGCUCAGAGGGAGCUGGUGGCUCAGGGGAAGGUGGGGGCGAUCCAGGCCAAUGCUGUGGAUGAUGGUCAGUGGUCUCAGGGUCUCAUCUCCGCUGCUCGGAUGGUUGCCGCGGCAACUAACAACCUGUGUGAGGCGGCUAACUCUGCGGUGCAGGGACACGCCAGCGAGGAGAAACUCAUCUCCUCGGCCAAACAGGUCGCCGCCUCCACCGCCCAGCUGCUGGUCGCCUGUAAGGUCAAAGCGGACCAGGACUCACAGACCAUGAAGAGACUACAGGCUGCAGGUAACGCGGUGAAGCGAGCAUCUGAUAAUCUGGUGAAAGCGGCUCAGAAAGCAGCGUUUGACGCUCAGGACGACCAGGCGGUGGUGGUGAAGAGUAAGAUGGUGGGAGGCAUCGCACAGAUCAUCGCGGCGCAGGAGGAGAUGCUCAGGAAAGAGCGGGAGCUGGAUGAGGCGAGGAAGAAGCUUGCGAUGAUCCGACAGCAGCAAUACAAGUUUCUCCCGUCUGAGUUGAGAGAGGACGGACAGGAGCAGUGACACACCUGACUCACCUGUGUACACCUGAAACAUACCUAUGCCUUAUUAAGAUAUAUCUGUGCUUUCAUUAUAUAUGAUCAUUUAAUAUAAAUAUCUAUCUGUCUGUUUCUCUUUAGUUUCUGCUGCCUUCCUGUUAGAACGGCUGCACUCUCUUUCUAUGCAAACUUCAUCUGCAGACGAUGUUUCACUGUCUGAUCACCAUGUUUUAGUGUCUGAUAACCAUGUUUCAGUGUCUGAAUGCCAUGUUUCAGUGUCUGAAUAUGUUGAGAGAGACUCUGUGUUCCUGUUAAAGUCAUGAUGUUCAGUUUAAAUCUGAAAAAAGGACAAAAUAAUGUGUAAAGUUUAGAUUUGGAACUCUGCGUCAGAACAAAUCAUAUUAAAUUCCUUAUUUUUAUAAAGACGAGCUGUUUUUAAAUGUUUGUUGGAGUCAGCAGCAGAUGAGAUUUUUACAGCUGUUUGUUGAAUAUGAUGAAGCCAUAUAUUUAACAUCUGUUUAUUUGGUGCUCUGCGUGUGCAAAUGUUAGCGGCUAACCCUUCAUUCUCUGUCUGCUGAGUGCAAGAUGUUUCUGUUCCAGGUUAGUUUGUGUUCAGCAGAUUCAAUGGACCCAAAGAAACUCUGUUUUUUCACACUUUAACGUUUAUAAAGUGCCUGUAAUCUCACACACACACACGCUCACUCUGUUUCUAACGCUGCUGAUCAGCUGUACAUCGUCACUGUAUCAGAGAUUUAUAUCAAUAAAGUUUUCAGUCAAACUUUUCUGUU
Labrus bergylta (ballan wrasse) is the source of this 1604-nucleotide messenger RNA. The record is from RefSeq and is a predicted model, not a curated record. NCBI's taxonomy places the organism in Eukaryota, Metazoa, Chordata, Actinopteri, Labriformes, Labridae.